GGCUCUGGAAUGACAUAUUUGAGCCAUAUAAAUUAAGCUUCUCCUCUGGCAUCUGUUAGCUGACUCACUUGCAACUCCACCUCAGCAGUGGUCUCUCAGUCCUCUCAAAGUAGGAAAAGAGUACUGUGUGCUGAGAGAGCAUGGCAAAGAAUCCUCCAGAGAACUGUGAGGACUGUCACAUUCUAAAUGCAGAAGCUUUUAAAUCCAAAAAGAUAUGUAAAUCACUUAAGAUUUGUGGAUUGGUGUUUGGUAUCCUGGCUCUAACUCUAAUUGUCCUGUUUUUGGGGGGCAAGCACUUCCGGCCGGAGACACCCAAAAAAACAUAUGACAUGGAGCACACUUUCUACAGCAAUGGAGAGAAGAAGAAGAUUUACAUGGAAAUUGAUCCUGUGACCAGAACUGAAAUAUUCAGAAGUGGAAAUGGCACUGAUGAAACAUUGGAAGUACAUGACUUUAAAAAUGGUUACACUGGCAUCUACUUUGUAGGUCUUCAAAAAUGCUUCAUCAAAACUCAGAUUAAAGUGAUUCCUGAAUUUUCUGAACCAGAGGAGGAAAUAGAUGAGAAUGAAGAAAUCACCACAACUUUUUUUGAACAGUCUGUGAUUUGGGUCCCAGCAGAAAAGCCUAUUGAAAAUCGAGACUUUCUGAAAAAUUCCAAAAUUCUGGAAAUUUGUGAUAAUGUGACCAUGUAUUGGAUCAAUCCCACUCUAAUAGCAGUUUCAGAGUUACAAGACUUUGAGGAAGAUGGUGAAGAUCUUCACUUUCCUACCAAUGAAAAAAAAGGUAUUGAACAAAACGAGCAGUGGGUGGUCCCCCAAGUGAAGAUGGAAAAGACCCGCCACACCAGACAAGCAAGUGAGGAAGAACUUCCAAUAAAUGACUAUACUGAAAAUGGACUAGAAUUUGAUCCCAUGCUGGAUGAGAGAGGUUAUUGUUGUAUUUACUGCCGUCGAGGCAACCGCUACUGCCGCCGCGUCUGUGAACCUUUACUAGGUUACUAUCCGUAUCCAUACUGCUAUCAAGGAGGGCGGGUUAUCUGUCGUGUCAUCAUGCCUUGCAACUGGUGGGUAGCCCGCAUGCUGGGGAGGGUCUAAUGGCAAGUUUGAGCUCAAGUGCUUAAACUUCUGCAGCAAACAUAUAAUAAAUGCAUGCUAUCCAAUGAAUUUCUGCCUAUGAGGCAUUUGGUUCCUAGUAGCCAGUACUCCAGAAUUACUUGUAAGUAAUUCCUCUCUUCAUGUUCUAAUAAACUUCUACAUCAUCAUCAAA
Messenger RNA from Nyctereutes procyonoides (raccoon dog), 1266 nucleotides. RefSeq names its product tenomodulin (gene TNMD). The record is from RefSeq and is a predicted model, not a curated record. The transcript has 7 exons. Gene Ontology annotation, biological process: negative regulation of angiogenesis; negative regulation of endothelial cell proliferation. The coding region runs from base 141 to 1094 and encodes 317 amino acids. Lineage: Eukaryota; Metazoa; Chordata; Mammalia; Carnivora; Canidae.